AACGUUCUGUGUGCGUUUAUACAUAUUUGUUUUGAUUACUUUUGAUAGUUUGAAUUUAAAAGCAGUGCUUGUGAACAGUGGGGAAUCAAUUUUAUGCUCCCGUUUCAGUGGCGUUUGUGCAAGUCAUUUGGUGUAGUUUGUGGUGUUCUAACCUCAACAGCAACGCUGCAGUGAGCGUCCGCCUCGCGCCCCAGCCUCUUUAGGCGGCCUUUAGGCGCCUUUAGGUCCAGGCCGGGCACACCACACACCUCCGCCCACCCCGACUAGCGGCUUAUUAUUCGACCGCGUGGAGUCGACGUUGCCAGGGAGACCUACGACGGAGGCACUUGUCCCUCGCUGGGUUCAGGAGGAGGUCCUCCAGCCCAGAUCGUGCUGCAUAGUGAGAAACAACACGUCUGCUGACCGCUGUGCUCGCACGUUGAAACCGUAUGUAAUGAAGAAAUUCCUAUCAAGCUGACAAUCGUUAUGAAAAUGAACUCUGAUCGCGCGCCUUUUAAGUGCACUGAGUGCAACAAGAAGUUUUUGAGUAGAGCUGGCCUCCAUACACAUUCCCGCAUGCACACAGGAGAGACUUUUGAAUGUACGGUCUGCAACAGGAAAUGUCUGACCAGUCAAAAGCUGGUCGCUCAUCUGCGGAUUCACACAGGUGAACGUCCGUUUCAGUGUGUUAUUUGCAACAAGAGUUUUCGUCGAGGCGGUUAUCUACGUAUACAUCUUCAAAUGCAUUCAGGAGAAAAAUCUUUCGAGUGUACUGCGUGCAACAAAAACUUUUCGACUAGUGAUCAACUUCGUGGACAUCUUAAAACGCAUACAGAAGAAAAGCCCUUUGCGUGUACUUUGUGCGACCGGAAAUUCUCUAGAGGUACGCAUCUACGUGGUCACCUGCGUACGCACACAGGAGAAAGACCUUUCGAGUGUACCGUGUGCAAGAAGACCUACCCGCGCAGUGAUUAUCUGCGUAGACAUAUGCGAAUGCACACCGGGGAAACCCCUUUUCAUUGUACUUUAUGCAACAAGAAAUUUUGGGACUGUUCUAGUCUACGAUACCACCUCCGAACUCACACACGAGAAAGCAGUCCUUUCAAGUGUACUGUGUGCUGCAAGGUGUGUCUCUCUACUUCGGAAUUGCGCGAGCAUCUUCGAAAGCACACAGGAGAAAAGCCCCACAAGUGCGCUGUGUGCGGCAGCACGUUUGCAGCACUGGCAAGUUGGCGUAAACAUCUGCAAAGACACUCAGAGGAAAAGCCCUAUGAGUGUCCUCUCUGCAACAAGAAAUUUGCUGCACGUAAGGAUAUGCAUAUUCAUUGCCAAACCCACACCAAAAAUAGGCCUUGAGCAGUGUGCAGGCGGUGAUCACUGUUAAUUAUUCGGUCCCUUGCAAGUGCAUGGCUAUGUAUUGUGAAAGUAAGAUGUGUGUUUAACAAUCGUUUUGACAUGCCCAAUUUAAAUAUUAGGUAACUUCCAAUCAUUCUACAUUCAGGUACUCUCCACACUAAUAAUGUAUGCAAUUUAAUAAAAUUUCAGAAAAAUUUGAA
This is a messenger RNA of Frankliniella occidentalis (western flower thrips), 1535 nucleotides long. Its product is annotated as gastrula zinc finger protein XlCGF8.2DB-like. Lineage: Eukaryota; Metazoa; Arthropoda; Insecta; Thysanoptera; Thripidae. The record is from RefSeq and is a predicted model, not a curated record. Gene Ontology annotation, molecular function: DNA-binding transcription factor activity; RNA polymerase II cis-regulatory region sequence-specific DNA binding. Gene Ontology annotation, biological process: regulation of transcription by RNA polymerase II. Bases 466 to 1335 code for a protein of 289 amino acids. The transcript is spliced from 3 exons.